AUGAAGCAGAUACAAUCAGGAACGGAAAUAUGUCCUAUGAAAUCAGUGGUACGUCGCAUUGGCCAGCAACUGUUUGCCGCCCUUAGCACUAAGGGCCUAGCAUUGCUUGUCAACCACGGCAUCGCUGAGGAGAAGCUAAAAGCAGUGUAUGCUGAUUUAGAUAACUUCUGCGCUCUACCAGAGGGAUGUCAAGCGCAAUACUUACGCAAUCCUGUCAACAAGCACGGUUACGUUCGUCCGGGAACCGAACAAUUCGAUGAAACUAAAAAGGAAUUACGUCACUCGUUCAACAUCACGACUCUGUCUGCCGCCGCGAUGCCUGCGCAGGAGGAGGUGCCAGACUUCCCCUCUCACACCUUUCCCCUCGCACACGACCUCACCAACCUGUCUAGAGUGUUGCUACAGGCCUUGGCUUCUGUUUUCGGUCUUCCACCAUCCGCUUUGCUGGCAUCUCACUCGGGUAUGCUGCAAAGCGAUGGACGCAAUCCCUCAUGCAUGCAGCUUCUCUACUAUCCUCCAGUGCCUCCUGAAGAUAAGGGACCGUGCUGUCAUGAUGCUAUCGCCUACACCCGUUGUGGAGCGCAUAGCGACAGAUGUACUUUCACUCUGGUAGCACAGGAUUCAGAAGGAGGACUCGAGGUAAAAUUGAAUGGAAGUGAGAAAUGGCAAGCUGUCGGUCAUCUUCCUGGAGCCAUUCUUGUUCAGACUGGUGAACUACUCGGUAACUGGACUACAAAUUUGCUUCCGCCUUUGAUGCACCGCGUCGAGGUACCAUCUGGAAUGUACGCUCGAGCCCGCGGCCGCCAUUGCGUUGCGUUCUUCUGUCAUCCCGACAAGGAUGCGACAGUUCCCCCACUAAUCAUUCCUCUUGCCCCGACUCCACCAGUUUGUGCUCCACCGCACAUUUCGCUCCACCAUCGUCUUCUAAACGCCGCUCAUCACAUACAAAAACGCUUUAGGGAAACGUACGCAUGA
This is a messenger RNA of Pieris macdunnoughi, 975 nucleotides long. The record is from the annotation of a GenBank genome assembly. NCBI's taxonomy places the organism in Eukaryota, Metazoa, Arthropoda, Insecta, Lepidoptera, Pieridae.